UGAAUAAAACUUUCUUUUAGGAAUCAUCCCUUCAUAGUGUAGCCUCUACAUCACAGGAAAGCCCAAGUUUGAUGGAGAGUGAAGUGCUAAGAGUUACUCUAUUGCGUAGUGAAUGGAGGUCAUCAAAAGGAGACUUGUCAACCAUCAACAGGGAGUUUGCAAUUCAGUUAGCAAAACAUCCCAAUGUUGAUGUCAGUGUGUAUGUUCCAAGAUGUAGCGAGGAGGACAGGAGAGCUGCCAGGAGCCAUGAUAUUCAACUGAUUGAAGCCCAAGAAUUGCCAGGUCAUGAUCAGCCAGUGGAUUGGUUGGCUUCUUUACCUGAAGGUCAUCAUCCGCACUGUGUCAUAGGACAUGGAGUGCAUCUGGGUCGUCAGAUACCACUCAUUCAAAAGCAGCAACCCUGCAAGUGGAUCCAGGUUGUUCACACAGCUCCAGAAGAACUUGGAAUGUUCAAAAGUUAUGAAGAAGCCAUUUUCAGAGGUGAGAAGAAACAUCGUGCAGAAGUAAAACUUUGUGAGUUGGCUGAUGGGGUUGUUGCAAUUGGACCAAAGCUGGCAGAUGCUUACUCUCGCUACCUUCGCUCCAGUAAGAAAGAUUUUCAAGUUUUCAAUCUCACCCCAAGUAUUUUUACUGAGUUUUGUCAUGUUGAGCAGGCCACAGAAGAAGGGAAGAACUUUUGUGUUCUACUUUUUGGGCGUGGUGACCUUGAAGAUUUUGAGCUGAAAGGAUAUGAUGUUGCAGUGGAAGCAAUUGCUCAAUUGGAUGACAAGUCAUACCAGCUAAAUUUCGUUGGGACACAGACAGGAAAAGAAGAAGAAGUGGCAAGAAAGUUGCUUGAAUAUGGCAUUCCCCGUAGUCAAUUAACUGUACGCUGCUUUAAAGAAGAUCGAGAAGAGCUGGCCAGUUUAUUCUGUGAGGCCGAUCUCGCAAUCAUGCCUUCAAGAACUGAAGGUUUUGGUCUGACGGGGCUGGAAGCCUUAUCUGCUGGUCUACCUGUUCUUAUAAGUGGUAACUCUGGACUUGGAGAAGCAUUGGAGGAAGUUCCUUUUGGUUCCCCAUGUGUAGUUAAUUCAGAAGAUCCUAAAGAAUGGGCCAAUGCUAUCAAAGUCAUCCGUCAGAAAAAAAGGAAGGUGCGACUUGAAGAAGCCUUUUUACUUCGAAAAGAGUAUGCAGCAAAGUACAGCUGGCAGAGACAGUGUCAAAGUCUUGUUGAGAAAAUGGGGAAUCUUGUAUUCGUUGAUCCUGUCACUUCACAGUCCUCCGCAGCAUUCAAAGAAAAUGAAUCCUUAACAAGCAUAGCAGUUCAACGCAAAGAUGCCGUAAUAAACAAGUCCAGGCAAGCUUCAAAUAGAGAGGUUAAACUGAGUUCGUCCUCUGUUGCCACUCAAUCUGUGAAACGCCGUAAAGGUUCUGAGCAUUGUCUAGUUGUGGAACACCUUCGAGAUGAAUACAUCAGACGUUCCAAUGUAAAACCACUGCUGUGGGAUAGCAACAUCCAACUGCCUAUUGAUGACGUUUACACCAGGUUGCAAAUAAAAUGGAGAAGGAAGGCUUAUUUUCAGCUAACGGAGAAGGAGGUUCACAUGUAUGAAAUUUUCAAGCCUGCUAAAGAGGGUGAAAAGGGCGCCAGAAUGGUACUUGUAGAAGGAAACCCCGGGAUUGGGAAGACCACAUUUUGUCUUAAAAUUGCCAGAGAUUGGGCCAAAAAGUUAGUGCCGCGCGAGUUUCAUUUCCCCGUGUUUCAGUUGUUGUUCCUUCUGAAGUGUUGUGACAUUCACAAAGAUACCAAAGACAUAGUACAAGCUAUUGAAGAGCAACUUCUCAAUGAUGACAUGAAAAAUAGAGAAGACUUUUUGGAGUACAUUAGAGAUGGCAAGAAUCAGGAUAAGAUUCUUUUGAUCCUGGAUGGCCUUGAUGAGUUACCAGAAGCAUCGGUAAACGUCGUCGUUAAGCUCUUUAGAAGAAAAAUUUUCUCACGCUGUUUCAUUUUGGUCACCUCACGCGAAGAAAAGGGAAUCGAUCUCCGGCAGCGCUAUGACUUUGAUACACUUUUGCAGAUUAAGGGGUUCACUUCGAAGGAUGCUGCAGAUUACAUCAAGAAGCAUUUUAAAAGCGUAGAUCCACAAAAUUUGUCAAAAGGCGAGAGGCUCAUUCAAGCUGUUAAAGAAAACAUUUACCUAGAUGCGCUGAAGAAUAAUCCGUUGAAUCUCCUUCUCUUGUGCGUUGUUUUUGAAGACUUUGAUGGGGAACUACCAUCUAAUCGCACUAAGCUUUAUCAGAUUAUAUUUCGAUGCUUGUUAAGGCGUUACUGCUCCCGAAAUGGCCUGGACGUUCAUCGAAAUGCCGACAAAGCGCUAGAGAAUCAAUUUAAAGAGUCCAUACUUGUGCUAGGGGAGUUAGCGUGGAAGUGUCUUCUAGAAGACCGCCGUUCGUUUUCGGAAGAAGAAUUGGACAAGUUAGAACAUUCGAGGACCCAUGUGAGAAAAUUUCCAGUGAUCAAAUUGGGCCUUGUUUUCAUGGAAGCCAGUUCAAGGCCAAGUCAGGA
Messenger RNA from Stylophora pistillata, 2545 nucleotides. RefSeq lists its product as uncharacterized. The record is from RefSeq and is a predicted model, not a curated record. Gene Ontology annotation, molecular function: ATP hydrolysis activity. Lineage: Eukaryota; Metazoa; Cnidaria; Anthozoa; Scleractinia; Pocilloporidae.